UUUAGUGUGACUUCCUCCUCGAGAUCGAAGACAACAAAUUCGCAUUUCUGAUUUCAACCAAACUGAAAUUGAUUGAUUGCAACAAUUCUUUAGAUACAUCAUUUGCUCCCUCCAAACUUUGAAUAAGAAGAAAAAUGAUCGAACCCUGGAGCUUAUAAAUUUGACACAUUCAGGUUUAUCGUGUUCAGUAAGUGAUGACGUCUCGGAGCGUGCGGAAAGUGACGGAGAGUGUGGAGCAGUCAGAGGGCGAGGGGGAUGGAACCACCAUCAAGCGGUGCCUCGGGGACGAUGUGUCUGACAUUGUAGAUCCAUUUCUGAUGUUGGAUGAGUUCACAGUAAAUCCCCCCACUGGUUUCCCUGAUCAUCCCCACAGGGGCUUUGAACUGGUUUCCUAUAUUUUAAAAGGCACUGGUCAGCAUGAGGAUUUUAUGGGCAACAAAGGAAAGCUCAAGACUGGAGAUGUUCAGUGGCUGACUGCCGGGCGGGGUAUCGUACACUGUGAGUGGUCCUAUGGGGAGGAGAAAGCUCACGGACUCCAGCUCUGGAUUAACCUAGCCAAGGAUCAGAAAAUGCAGGAACCAUCCUGUCAAGAGAUGCUCGCAGAAGAUAUCCCAAGGACAUCCAAAGAGGGCAUUGAGGUCAAGGUCAUUGCUGGAGAGGCAUUUGGUAUCAAGUCAACGAUAAGGACUAGGACACCGACUCUUUAUUUACAUUUUACAAUGAAUGAGGGUACUACAUUAAAUCAACCAAUUCCCAAAGGCUGGAAUGCAUUUGUUCAUGUCCUCUCUGGCAAGGCAUUAUUUGGUCCAGAGAGCAAAGAAAAACUAGUAAUCCCAACCCAAACUGCCAUCUUAAAUGCUAAAGGAGACUGUGUGAUAGCUCAAAACCAGGGAUCUGAUCCCUGCAGUUUUAUUCUGCUGGCAGGUCAACCAUUAAAUGAACCAGUAGCUCAACAAGGUCCCUUUGUGAUGAAUACAGAAGAGGAACUUCACCAGGCUUUGGAGGAUUAUAAGUCAUGCAUCAACGGAUUCGAGCGGGCGAAUUCCUGGCAGUCCAAUUUCCAACAAAGUAACAGCUGAUCUCGUUAAUUUCUAGUCCCAAAAGUUUUAUUUUUAUGAAGAAUCCACAAUGAUUAUGUUUUAUUAUAAUUUUUUGAUUUUUAUGCAACUGUUGAUUUUUACAUUCCACAAGAAACUGCAGAAAAGAAUAAUACUAGGUACUUGACAAUAUUUAA
Molecule: messenger RNA, 1234 nt
Organism: Saccostrea cuccullata (small rock oyster)
Lineage: Eukaryota; Metazoa; Mollusca; Bivalvia; Ostreida; Ostreidae
Product: pirin-like
Exons: 9
Coding region: 195-1079 (294 amino acids)
Biological process (GO): monocyte differentiation
Cellular component (GO): nucleus
Molecular function (GO): quercetin 2,3-dioxygenase activity
Source: RefSeq, a predicted model, not a curated record